Messenger RNA from Rhizophagus irregularis DAOM 181602=DAOM 197198, 3067 nucleotides. RefSeq lists its product as uncharacterized. Gene Ontology annotation, cellular component: plasma membrane. The record is from RefSeq and is a predicted model, not a curated record. Gene Ontology annotation, biological process: transmembrane transport. Gene Ontology annotation, molecular function: transmembrane transporter activity. Lineage: Eukaryota; Fungi; Glomeromycota; Glomeromycetes; Glomerales; Glomeraceae.
AAAAAAAAAUUUUUUUUUUUGUUCACACGUUCAUGUGUGAAAUAAAUUAAAUAAAUAAAAAUAGAAAUUCACUUUUUAUUUAAAAAAAAAAAGAUAACUGAUAAUUAAAUAAAUAAUAAUAAAGGUUUACUUAAGUAAAUGUCUUCGAAACAUUCACCGAAAUCUUCACAGGGGAGUAUUUCAAGCGAAGGUGACAUAUUUUUUGAAGCAACAACAGAAAUAACAGAAAUAGAAGUUAUAAAUGAAAAUGAAAAUGAAGAAAGGACUUUCAACGACAACAAUAACAAUGAUAAUAAAAAUAACAAUAACAUUUACUUAAAAAAUAAAAAUAGUGAUAUAUGGCAACAAUAUCGUAAAAAUAAUGGCAGUAGUAGUAAUAAUAGCAGAGUAAUUCGUCAUUAUCCAUCAUCAUCAUUAGAUUCAACAACAACUGCUUAUAUGACACCACAAGGUUCAACAAGUAAUUUAUUAAUUAAUACUAUGAGACAAUCAGUACAAUCAAUAAUUAAUCAAAGUCAUAAUAAUCAAUCAGACAUUGAUUUGUCUACAACAGCGUCAUCUCCAUUUAUUACUAGUCCUUCUUCUCCAUUUGAUACUAAUAGGUUAACAAUGGACUUCAAUAAUUAUAAUAUUUAUAAUAAUAAUAAUAAUAAUAAUAAUAAUAAUAAUAAUAUUGGUAAUAAUGGUAAUAAUAAUGGUAAUAAUGGUAAUAGUGGUAAUAGUAAUGGUAAUAAUGGUAACAAUAAUGUUAAAAACAUUAAUAUUAAUAAUCCGUAUAAUUAUUCAUCCAGUAGUAAUUCAGCGGCAGUUACAACUAAAAUAAGAGAAUAUGAAUCAUUGAUUAAAAGAUCUUCGCAUUCAAAUUUAAAUCCUAUAAUAGAAUCUGAGAUUAAAACAGUAGAAUCAUCAUAUUCAUCAAAACCAAAAUAUAAUCAUACGGUUCAACCUUCUUCAGGAUCAAAUACUUACGUAGGGGAACCUUAUGAUCAUGUUGAAAUAGAAAAUAAUAACGAUAAUAAUAAUGAUAAUGAUGAUACAAAUAAUAAUUUACAUGAAGAAAAUCUUUUAAACAAAGAAGCCGUUUUAAAGUCAAAAUCUUCUGUUAAACCUAAUAACAGUAAAAAAAUUACCGGUGAAGGAUCAUCAUCGAACAUUGAUGUUGAACAUAUCAAUAAAGAUGAUAGUACAAAAAAAAAUCGUAAUAGGCCAAUAAAGUCAUCUCGACAUAAUAGAAAUAAUUCUUCUGAGAUCAUUAUAGAAGAAGAAGACUAUAGUGUAAAGAAUUCGAAAAGAAUAUCAAAAUUAUCAUUUAUAACAACUAAAGGUGGAGAUACUACUACUUCAAGAAGUGAAAGUACAAUAGAAGUAGGAGUUAUAGAUUCCCCAAUAUCGCAAAAACAUCUAACCAACACAAACGAUAUCACUACAGCGUUUUCUCCAACUACUUCAUUUAAUCAAAUUUUUAGAGAAUCGAUUAGAACGAAAAAUGUUAUAAGACUUAAAAUAUGGGAAAAAUUUCUUUUAAUGAUUGGAUGUUGUCUGAUACUUUUUCUUGCAAUACUUGAUGUUAAUUUGGUAGCAAAUCAAUUGCCCAAAAUUUUGGAAGAAUUUAAAUCCGGUGAAGAAUUUUCAUGGUUAAUAAAUAGUCAUAGUCUAACAAGUACAAUGUUACAACCAUUUUGCAGAAAAUUAUCAACAAUAUUUGGAAAAAAAUUGACAUUUUUAGUAUCAAUUUUAAUAUUUGGUGCGAGUUCAGUAUUAUGUGGAGCAUCACAAAAUAUUCAAUGGCUAAUUGCAACUAGAGCAACCAUGGGAAUAGGAAGUGGUAUGAUAGCAUCUAUGACAUUUAUUAUUAUAUCAGAAGUUUUACCUUAUAAACAAAAAGUAUUUUAUAAUAUUGUUAUGAACAUAAUAUUUGCUAUAGCAUUUAUAAUUGGUCCACUAUUAGGUGGUUUAUUUGUAGAUUAUGUUUCAUGGAGGUGGUCAUUUUACAUGAAUGGCCCAUUAUCAAUAAUAUGUAUAAUAAUAUUGUUAAUCGCACUAAGAAAAUUUGGUAAAUCAUCUGAAAAUACUUCAACCAAAUUAAAAGAGGUUGAUUGGUUGGGAAUCUUCCUGCUGGCUUCAGGAUUAUUAUUAUUACUUUUUGGUUUAAAUUAUGGAGGAAAUAAAUUCCCUUGGAUUAGUGUGACAAUAUUAACAAUUUUUGGGGUCGGAUUUGUUAUUUUAAUGUUUUUUGGAAUAUUUGAAAAAAUAUUUGUUAAAAAACCUUUAAUACCAACAUCAAUGUUCAAAGAUUCUUCUAUAAGGGCCAUAUUUGGAUGUUUUUAUUUUAUUGGCUGGAUACAAGUGAUAGUAAUUUAUUAUACUCCAAUAUAUUUUCAAUACGUUCGUUUGCAAUCGGCUACACAAUCUGGUAUAUCACUUUUACCUUUAGUAUCAAGCGUCGUAAUAUUUUGUGCAAUUAGUGGAACGUUGGUAAUUAAAUUUGAAAAGUAUAAAUGGUUAUUAUAUAUUGGUUCAAUUUCACUAAUAGGUGGUGGAUUUUUAUUGUCAACAUUAAAUUUAACUACAGAAACAUUAUUACGUGUGAUAGCAUUAAUAGUUAUUGGAUGUGGUAUCGGAACCCAAUUUAUUUUAUUAAUACCUGCUUUACGUGCCGUUAAGAAAGGAGAAAAAUCUGGUAUGAUCGGACUUUGUAAUUUUUUUAGAGGUUACGGAUUUAUAUUUGGCAUAUCGAUAUCAACAGCACUAUUUGAUAAUCAUAUUUUAUCGAAUAUGAAAAAUACACAAAAUUAUCCUAUUAAAAGUUCUCUUAAUGAUGUAUUAUCGCUUAAAAAUAUUCGACAAUUAGAUGAAGAACAAAAGAACAUAAUAUUAAAUAGUAUUAAUAAUGGCAUUUCAACAAUUUACAUACUUUGUAUAUUUGUGGCUGUAAUGGGUUUAAUCUUUGCUUCUUUUAUAAAAAAUUAUAACUUAAGAAAUGACACAGAAGAUAAUAACAAUAAUAGUAAUAAUAAUAAUUUUGAAGUAUUAAAUGAAAAGAUAAUAUAAUAAUAGAUAGUUGCUU